Messenger RNA from Alternaria rosae, 1294 nucleotides. RefSeq lists its product as uncharacterized. Bases 196 to 1176 code for a protein of 326 amino acids. The record is from RefSeq and is a predicted model, not a curated record. The transcript has a single exon. NCBI's taxonomy places the organism in Eukaryota, Fungi, Ascomycota, Dothideomycetes, Pleosporales, Pleosporaceae.
GUUGGGACCCAUGCCAUGGAUGCGCGCCGCUGCGGAUCCACCACGACGGUUGGUGGCAUGCAGGACAUGUCCCAUCUGUUUAAUAGCGAUGUGCCCCUCUAGCACUCGGCCUGUUUGCCUGUAUUCUCCCUUGCCGUUGAACUUGCAGUAGCAUCAUCUGCCACACUCCCGGCACACGCGCUGCCCGCCCUCCACAUGAUGCUGUCCACCCUUCAGCCUUCCCACCCAGCAUCAUCUGCCAUGUCCAGUAUGACUUCCAGUAUGACGUCCAGUAUGGCCACCUCGCUGCCUAUAAUACCUCCGCGCCAGGCCCCGCCACGGCCCAAACUCUCCAUCAACACUGAGCAACCGCGCAUCCUGGGCAAAGGUGCCAGUCUCCGUCUGGAAACCCUCAGUGCCGUAUCACCAACCGUCCGCAACACCUUCUCCAACGCCUAUGAGCGCCCAGCGACCGCGCCCACCCUCCAGCGUCCCUCAAGACCCCAGCUCUCCAUCGAGAGCGACGUGCCCGCCACUACCAGCGGCUCUACCAGCGCAUCAACGCCAAGUUCGGCGUCUACCCUCUCCUCCACACUCACAUCGGCCUCCAACGACUCGGCCACCCUCUCAAUACCCUACAAGCAACCCCACAACCUCGCCUCGAUCCUCUCCAACAGCCCCGCACGCUCGAUAAUACCACGCAAGAUGGGCUCCAGUCGGCCCAUGUUCCCCGCCGAGAAGCGCGUCUCAUUCCGCACACCACUGGAGGAGGAGAUCACCACCACCAAAUACACCCUCGCACACUCCGACAUUGAGUCUUCCGUCUCUACUCUCUCCUCCCUCGCAUCCACCGCAUCCACGACCACCGACUCUGACGCCUCGACCUCGCAGCCGUCACUAAGCCUGAAGGCUUUGAAGAACCCCUCCGAAACCAGCAUAUCGCCCCUUCAGCUCUCCCUCAUCAGCACAUCGUCGUCUGCGGAGAGCUCACCAAGACCAAAGUCUCCACGCACAGGCGAGAAACGCGACUCUUCAUCCUCGGACGACGACGACAGUGAUUCAGCUCCCGAAACUCCCGUCGCUGGACGACGGAAGCGGACGAGGGACUGGCGCUGGACACUCGGUCCCCUACCCUCUGACAACAAGUCGUCAGUAUCGUCGGCGAGCGAUGCGACGAUCAGCGAGGACAGCAGUUGAUGAGUUGACGGCACGCAUGAUUACGAACUGUACAGAGCGGGAUGAGACGAAGACAAACGCAUGCGGCGUUACAUCUACAUAGCAUUUCUCGGUGUUUUAUUUGUCACUUUCCAUGAUA